UUUAGGUUAAUACGGGUCGCUAAGAAGCGCUUGAGAGAGCGAGAGUUUAAUUAAUUAGUGUGGUUUGUUGUCCCUUAAUUCGUAUCAAGCGUAAGGUAUAAAAUAAAAGCGCGGAUAAUUUACGCGAAAUAUUUCGAUUAAAGUGUCAUCUCGUGCGCGUCGUUCGCUGUAAUCUUAAUCCGAGUUGCUUCCCAUCGCCCAAAAGUUAUACAUAUUGGAGCUGAAAUCCAAAAAGUUUUACUAUAACGCCAUGACCAAUUUCUGGAAGGCACUUACCCGUCGCAAGACGGACGACGUUAACGAGGGCGAGUCUAAGCUGGCAAGAGUCCUCAAUCUUUUCGACCUGACGGCCCUGGGAGUGGGCAGUACAUUGGGCCUCGGCGUCUACGUUCUGGCCGGUCAAGUGGCCUAUAAUAUAGCCGGUCCGGCUGUGACCAUUUCCUUCCUGAUUGCGGCCGUGGCAUCCGCUUUCGCUGGCAUCUGCUAUGCAGAGUUCGCUGCCCGUGUCCCCAAGGCGGGAAGCGCUUACGUGUAUAGCUACGUGACCAUUGGGGAGUUUGUGGCCUUCACCAUCGGAUGGAACCUUAUCCUGGAGUACGUGAUUGGUACGGCCUCUGUGGCGCGCGGAUUGAGCGGUUACUUCGACUCUCUGAUCAACAACGAUAUGUCGAAGGCUCUGAAUGAGUCGCUGCACAUUGAUGUUGACUUUCUGGGUGACUAUCCGGACUUUUUAUCCUUCGGCAUGGUGCUGCUGCUGGCGGGCAUAUUGGCCUUCGGUGCCAAGGAGUCCAGCUUUUUGAACAACAUCUUUACUACAGUUAACCUGGUGACAAUCGUCAUUGUCCUAGUAGCUGGAGCCAUGAACGCCAACGUCGACAACUGGCGCAUUCCGGCGAAGGAUGUGCCAGAGGGUUUCGGAACCGGCGGUUUUAUGCCCUUCGGAAUUGCCGGAGUCAUGGCUGGUGCCGCAAAGUGCUUCUACGGUUUUGUUGGCUUCGACUGCAUCGCGACCACGGGCGAGGAGGCCAUCAAUCCCAAGAGAAAUAUCCCGCUCUCGAUCGUUGUAUCGCUGAUUAUUAUCUUCCUGUCUUACUUCGGCGUAUCCACGGUGCUGACCAUGAUGCUGCCCUACUACCGGCAGGAUAAGGACGCCCCCUUUCCACACGCCUUCGACGCCGUGGAGUGGUACACCAUCAAGUGGAUAGUAACAAUCGGAGCAGUAUUCGCGCUCUGCACCAGUCUGUUGGGCGCCAUGUUCCCACUGCCCCGCAUCCUUUACGCCAUGGGAAAUGACGGUAUCCUCUUCAAAAAGCUGUCAAAGGUGCACAACUACACAAAAACUCCGCUCCUGGCCACCGUAGUAUCCGGUAUAUUUGCCUCUAUUAUGGCCCUGCUCUUCAAUUUGGACCAGCUCGUGGAUAUGAUGUCCAUUGGCACACUGCUCGCCUACACCAUCGUGGCUAUUUGUGUGCUGGUGCUGCGCUACCAGGAUGAGGAAAUGACCAAGGUGGUGUCCGUGAAAGCCCCAAAUGUCAUCCGGCAGUUCUUUAACGGCAACUCCUACCGGGAGCCCAAUUCGAUGACCUCGGCUAUUACCAAGGUGGGCAUUGUGCUAUUCGCCAUAGUCUGUCUGGUGUGGUGCUCAUUUCAGAAGGUGUUUGACCUGGACAGCACCGGCGGGAUCGUCGCUCUGAGCCUGGUGGGAGCGUUGCUGAUCCUCAUCUGCAUCGUGAUCGGCAUGCAGCCCGUAUCCACAAUCGAACUCACCUUCAAGGUCCCGCUGGUGCCGUUUGUGCCCUGCCUUAGCGUUUUCGCGAACUUGUACCUGAUGUUUCAGCUGGACCUGAACACCUGGAUUCGAUUCCUCAUCUGGAUUGUGAUCGGAUACGUGAUCUACUUCUGCUACGGAAUGCGAAACUCCACACAAAUCACCCGGGCUCGCAACCACGCCGAGGCUGCGUCCAAUGCCUUGCGAGACCAGAACAUGGGGCAACACGAGAAUCCCGCCUUCGAGCCGGACUCCAAGGUGGACAACGGCCGCCUGCCGCCUCCGUACGAGUUCUCCGAGAAGCUGUAAGCGCGAUUGUAGCCAAAGUAUUAUAGAUCCAUUACCCGAACACACUGCUUUAACGCGCUAACACUCCAUUCAAUUUCGCAUCUUUCCCUGAAUAGAACAAAGACUCCUCUGCCUUCUUAGCUAGCACGUUUAUGUGAGAGAGAUGAAUAGAUUGCGCACUGAAAUUAAAUGGAUCCGCACUUUGCCAGCGUGUCCUGCGUGCCCCACCGUGCGGAUCUGUUAUUUCUAUGCGCCUCAGGACUUCUACAGAGAGUUCACAACAGACUCUAUUUUACCAUUUCACCCUCGCUCUAUCAUUUUACUGUAUUUUAAAAUAACAUUCAACCGCCAACCGAUUCUUUUGCAAUGCCCCGUUUUUUGUGAUAUUUGUAAAUAUACUUAUAUAUGUAGAUUUUACUGAUCGAGUAGUAUUUGUAUAUUUGUCACAAUUGUUAUCGUAAUGUAAAUGGAAUUUUGUAUCAUAAUAUUUUAUGUCGAACCCAAGGCGCAUCUAGUGUUUAAGCUUCUUAGUUGCUAAGCCUCCACAAUUGUUAUUACCAGCCAAAAAGAAACGAAUUUCGCUCUUUGCUUGAUUAAUAAAAAUGCAUUGAUCUAAAGU
Messenger RNA from Drosophila serrata, 2675 nucleotides. RefSeq names its product cationic amino acid transporter slimfast (gene slif). Gene Ontology annotation, biological process: L-arginine import across plasma membrane; L-ornithine transmembrane transport. Gene Ontology annotation, cellular component: plasma membrane. Gene Ontology annotation, molecular function: L-ornithine transmembrane transporter activity; L-arginine transmembrane transporter activity; L-lysine transmembrane transporter activity. The record is from RefSeq and is a predicted model, not a curated record. NCBI's taxonomy places the organism in Eukaryota, Metazoa, Arthropoda, Insecta, Diptera, Drosophilidae.